Molecule: messenger RNA, 2271 nt
Organism: Malania oleifera
Lineage: Eukaryota; Viridiplantae; Streptophyta; Magnoliopsida; Santalales; Ximeniaceae
Product: plant intracellular Ras-group-related LRR protein 6
Exons: 21
Coding region: 189-1943 (584 amino acids)
Molecular function (GO): protein binding
Source: RefSeq, a predicted model, not a curated record
UAAUACAACCCCGACAGCCGAUCUCAUUCACAACAUUUAAUUUUUUAAAAAAUAAAAAAUUAAAAAAAUUGUCGCGCUUUCUAUUUCAGUGCCCUCGCUGUCCCAGCCUGGUAUGGAUCUUGAGUUUUAGCAGCCACCAUGGACAUCUGAACCUGAGGGAAGUGCCGGCAAACCAAACUCCAGAAGCCAUGGAUCGGCUGCUCAAAGCUGCGAGAACCUCUGGUUCUCUCAAUCUAUCCAAUCGUUCGCUCAGGGAAGUGCCUGAUGAGGUAUAUCGAAGAAUGGAUGCAGUUUGUGAGGGAGAAAAGUGGUGGGAGACUGUGGAUCUACAGAAGCUCAUUUUGGCCCAUAACAAUAUUGAGACAUUGAGAGAUGACCUAAAAAAUUUGCAUCUGUUAUCCGUGCUGAAUGUUAGCCACAACAAGCUUGCCCAGCUUCCAGCUGCUAUAGGACAGCUUCCAAUGCUAAAGUCGUUAGAUGUUUCAUUUAACUUGUUACUGUAUAUGCCAGAAGAGAUUGGAUCAGCAAAUUCUCUUGUCAAGGUUGAUUGUUCUAAUAACCAACUUAAGGAACUCCCCAGCUCCCUUGGAAGUUGCUCAAAUUUAUUGGAACUCAAGGCAUCAAACAACCGAAUUGCCAGCUUGCCAGAAGAGCUAGCUCACUGUUCAAAAUUGACAAAACUAGACAUAGAGGGAAACAUGCUAACAAUGUUAUCUGAGAAUAUGAUUGCAUCGUGGACCAUGCUCACAGAACUCAAUGCUUCUAAGAACCUGUUGAGUGGUAUUCCAGAGAAUAUUGGCCGCCUUUCACGUCUCAUUCGACUUGACCUUCUCCAAAAUCGAAUAUCAUCAAUUCCGUCAUCAAUAAUGGGUUGCUCUUCCCUUGCAGAGUUCUAUCUAGGGAAUAAUGUCCUGUCAUCAUUACCAGUGGAGAUAGGGGCACUGUCUCUCCUAGGGACAUUAGAUCUUCACUCAAACCAGUUGAAAGAAUAUCCAGUGGAGGCUUGCAAAUUGCGUGUUUCAGUCCUAGAUUUGUCAAACAAUUCAUUAACAGCCUUGCCCCCAGAGAUUGGUACAAUGACAACUUUGCGAAAACUUUUGCUCAUGGGCAAUCCUUUGCGAACUCUUCGAAGCUCUUUGGUAUCUGGACCUACGCCUGCAUUAUUGAAGUAUCUUCGAAGUAGACUCUCAGCUGAAGAAGAGUCUGGCGCUAAUACAGUGGCAAAAAAAGAUGUGAUUACCACAGUUGCUCGAUUGUCAAUCACGUCAAAGGAACUUUCUUUAGGAGGGCUGGGGUUGAGUGUGGUACCAGCAGAUGUAUGGCAAUCGAGUGAAAACAUAAAAGUUGAUCUCUCUAGAAAUUCAAUUGAAGAACUACCUUUUGAACUUUCCUCGUGUGUUUCUCUUCAGGCUUUGAUUUUAUCCAGGAACAAGAUUAAAGAGUGGCCAGGUGCAAUUUUAGAGUCUCUUUCAAAUCUUACAUGUUUGAAGCUUGACUACAAUCCACUCAAACAGAUUCCACCAGAUGGCUUUCAAGCUGUCUCCAAGCUCCAGAUUCUUGAUCUAAGCGGAAAUGCUGCUUCAUUACCAGGACAUCCAGCCUUCUCAAGCUUACCGCAGUUGCAGGAGCUUUAUCUCAGACGAAUGCAGCUUCAUGAAGUUCCAUCAGACAUACUGAGCUUGCAGAAGCUGCAGAUUCUUGACUUGAGUCAAAAUUCCCUCCAAUUGAUUCCAGAGGGAUUCAAAAAUCUAUCUUCUCUUACUGAGCUUGACGUGUCUGACAAUAAUAUUACAACACUCCCCCCACAACUGGGGUUGCUUGAACCUAGUCUACAGGUCUUGAGACUUGAUGGAAACCCAUUGAGAAGCAUCCGGCGGGCCAUUUUGGACAAGGGAACCAAAGCUGUGCUGAAAUAUUUGAAUGAGAAAAUUCCAGGGCCUUAACUUGUUUGGCAUCUCCCUAGUUGUGGCUCGUGCAUGUGCGUGUAUAAUUUAUUGUAGAAAGAGAUUACCAGAACAGACGCUGCCACAGCUGCUUUAUUAUGGUUUUUGUUUAAAAGCUUCCUUUAGUGGAGUGCAUACUGAUUCUGAAAGCAGUGCAUACGAAUCUGGCUUUCAUUUAUUUAUUUAUUUUUUUGAGCUUCUUGUGAUUUUCUGUACCUGCAUGGAAGUGUUGGGCUUAAAUGUGAGUUGAUCCCAUAAACAAAAAGAAAAAAAAUUUAUAUGACAAAUAUGUAAAAUUAAUAAAAAAAAAUUAUUUUAUUUUAUUUUA